Molecule: messenger RNA, 686 nt
Organism: Symbiodinium pilosum
Lineage: Eukaryota; Dinophyceae; Suessiales; Symbiodiniaceae
Source: the annotation of a GenBank genome assembly
AUGUACAAUCAAGACCCUAGGACUUUUGAGAUCACUUUUCACCAAGAGACCUAUGCCAAACACUUGAGGCCCAUAAGUCUGACUAAGGAGCGCCAGCGUCAGAGAGAGAGCCCCGCAACGGAACAAGAAAUUAAGGCACUGAGAGCAGUCAACGGUGCGGCCAACUGGAUCUCCUCCCAGACUCGUCCAGACCUGUGUGUACAGACCUCGUUUUCGCAGCAAUCCUUCCCGACACCCAAAGUGAAAGACCUGUUGUACGCUAACCAGCUAGUGCAUCGUGCCCGACAAUAUGCCGACGUUAGCAUCACAGUUCGUCAUAUUCCCUGGAAGGAUUUGUGCAUUGUCUUUCACUCAGAUGCCGGGUUCGGUAAUGCUUCCCAGAGCAAGACCCAAGCUGGGUAUGUAGUGGCGUUUACCGAUAAGAAUCUGGAAAAAGAUCAUCAAGCGGUAUGGUGCCCUGUAGCCUGGAAAUCCCUCAGACUUCCCCGAGUUGUAGCCUCUACUCUUGCUGGAGAGACCCAAGUCUUUUGCGUGGCCAGUGGUCUGGCUGAAUGGCUUUCGCUCAUGAUUUCCGAGAUCAAUCACGGAAGCUUUGAUCUAAGACAAUACGAGAGCCAUCUGGCGGACACUCCCAUCACAGGCAUCACCGACUGCAAGUCGCUGUACGAUGCCUUGCACAGCCCAGG